This is a messenger RNA of Ceratitis capitata (Mediterranean fruit fly), 3055 nucleotides long. It is a transcript of the gene alpha-Man-Ib, whose product is annotated as endoplasmic reticulum mannosyl-oligosaccharide 1,2-alpha-mannosidase. Gene Ontology annotation, cellular component: membrane; endoplasmic reticulum. Bases 480 to 2540 code for a protein of 686 amino acids. Lineage: Eukaryota; Metazoa; Arthropoda; Insecta; Diptera; Tephritidae. Gene Ontology annotation, molecular function: mannosyl-oligosaccharide 1,2-alpha-mannosidase activity; calcium ion binding. The transcript is spliced from 7 exons. The record is from RefSeq and is a predicted model, not a curated record. Gene Ontology annotation, biological process: N-glycan processing; carbohydrate metabolic process.
CGAAGCUUCUCAUCUAAAUUAAGAGUGAAAAUUGUGCUCUCACUCUCCUGUUCACACCGAAAAUAACGUUUACACUAAAGAACGCUAUUUGGUACUAAUUGUUACAAGUCAAGAGCACAGUGAACACUCUUCUUGCAAAAGCAGUAAGCAAAAUUGGUUGCAAAGAAAAAUUUGUGUUUGUAAAUUGUUUACGUGUUAUUAUAGAAUCGUACAAAUAUUUUACGAAUUUCUAUUCUUUGCUUUUCUAUAUCGGCAAAACUUUUUUUUAGAGAAGUAAUACAUUUUUUUUAAUGAAAAGGAACUAGUUAUCGGCAAUAUGUUGAUUACUCUGGUUCAAUAAAUUAAAGCAAAUAAAAUCGAUUUUGUGCGCACGUAAAGGCGAGCGGUGUUUCAAGUCGUUGGCUUGCUAAUAAAUCGAGGAGCUGGAGUGAGUGAAAACAAUAAAUUUUUUGAGUUGGUAAUAACACAGUAGUUUAGCAAUGGAAAACAGCGAUCAUAUUUCUGUAACCUUGUCUGGUGUCGGUGUAAAUUGCACGGAAGAAGAUGGCAGCAGUGCCAAACAACCACAGCGACGAAGCUUGCGACGGACGUGGAAUCAAUUGCCGCGCUGUCAGCGUAACCUCAUCAUUUUGGCUGCAUUGGUGGUUUGUUUAACGCUGGUAUUAAUUCUCUACAAUGACCAAAUCGACGCGCAUAACAGCAAAUCAUUUGGAAAUAGCGGCGAUUUUCCAUUUCCUGAAAAUCGUGAGACGUCACAAAAUGGACAUAUAUCCGGUGCUGCCGUCAAUAAUGGUGUAAAAGAUCAAUUACAAGAUAUUGGUGCGCCACCAUUGUCCUUCCCAAAUGACAAUCUACCGGAAUUCAAAGAUAUGAAAUUACCUGAUAUGCGUCAACGUAGUAAGAAAAGUGCUAAUACUCAGGAGAGCCGGAAGGAGAGCUACAUACAAGCGCCCUUAGUCGAUGUACCCAAUAAAAUUAGUAUACAAGAGAAUAAUGAUAAUCGUAUAGAUGAACCCGUUGUCGAACCACAAUCUGCCGCUGAAGAUGAUGAACGCGUUGACCUAGAAGCGGCUGUGGCAAAUCCACGCGUGGUGCCCGGCACCAAAGAUGUGCUAAUAACGGAUUAUGUCAACAAAUUGGAGGGCAGUAUUUUAGCUCAAAAGCAACAUUUCCAUGGCGCAACAAAUGAGCGGCAAAGCGCUGUUGUGGCGGCAUUUAAACACUCAUGGGCUGGUUAUAAAAAGUACGCUUGGGGUCAUGACAACUUGAAACCCUUGUCGCAGAGUUCGCAUGAUUGGUUUGGCUUGGGUUUGACGAUUGUAGACUCGCUGGAUACAAUGUACAUAAUGGGCUUGGAAGAUGAAUUCAGUGAAGCACGCGAAUGGGUUAGCAACUUUUUGACAUUUGAUGUAAAUCGCGAUAUAAACCUGUUUGAAGUGACAAUACGUAUUUUGGGCGGCUUGCUAUCCGCUUAUCAUUUAAGUGGUGACAAAAUGUUCCUCAGCAAAUCGCUGGAACUUGGCAAUCGUAUGCUGCCUUGCUUUCUUUCCCCCUCUGGUAUACCAUUCUCAGAUGUCAAUCUUGGCUCCAUGUCGGCACAUUCGCCGAAAUGGUCGCCAGACAGCUCGACUAGUGAGGUUACUACAAUACAAUUGGAAUUUCGUGAUCUUAGCCGCUCCACCAAUAUAUCAAUCUACGAAAAAGCCUCGCAUGCAGUUAAUAAGAAAGUACAUGCUUUAGAAAAACCAGACGGCCUAGUACCCAUAUUUAUAAAUGCUAAUACGGGUACAUUUAGGAAUUAUGCAACUAUUUCGCUAGGUGCGCGUGGAGACUCCUACUAUGAGUAUCUUUUGAAGCAGUGGUUGCAGACUGGUCGAAAGCCGGAUGAUUUCCUGAUUGUUGAUUAUAUGCGCGCCAUUGAUGGCGUCUUAACCAAGCUAUUGCGUCGGACGCCCAAAGAACAACACGUUUAUAUUGGUGAACUAAUUAAUGGUAAAGACUUCAAACCCAAAAUGGAUCAUCUCACCUGCUAUUUACCUGGCACACUGUUGUUGGGUCACAAAUUUGGCAUGCCAACCUCACACUUAUUACUCGCACGAGAUCUCCUCGAAACCUGUUAUCAGACAUAUAUGCGACAACCCACACAAUUGGCGCCAGAAAUAUCACACUUUGCGUUGACAACGAAUGAAGAACAAGAGAUUUAUGUGAAACCCAAUGAUGCACAUAAUCUGCUGCGACCCGAAUUUAUAGAAAGUUUAUAUUACUUUUAUGCUAUAACUGGCAAUCGUACCUAUCAGGAUAUGGGUUGGAAUAUUUUCCAAGCUUUUGAGAAACACACAAAAGUGGCAUAUGGUUAUACGUCAAUAGGCAACGUUAAGCAUAUAUUCAAUACAAGACUGCGUGAUAUGAUGGAGAGUUUUUGGCUGGGCGAAACGUUGAAAUAUUUUUAUCUUUUAUUUAGCGACAAUCGCAAAGAAAUCGAUUUGGAUAAAUGGUUGUUCAAUUCGGAAGCACAUUUGGUGCCUUUUAGAAAUCAUUAAAUUUAUGCUGUGCUUGCUUGCAUGUGGGUGGUAGCUCGUGUGUGUGCGUGUGUGACUAUUUCAAUUCGAAUACAUUUUGUAAAUAUAUUUACAAUUAUUUUAAUAUCCUUAGCAUGAAAACGAAACUGUUUCACAAUUACAGACUUUUGUUUAUGUAAUACAUACAUACAUCACAUAUAUUAAUAUGUAACAUUUAUGUGUAUGUACGUAAGGUAUCGCAAAAUAAUGGCAAAAAGUAAUAUUCGCUUUUGUCUUGAGGAUACCAUUUAUUCGGAUCGAACACUAUGUGUGUAUAUGUAUGAUUAGUCAAGUAUGAAUGUAGUAUAAUAACAAUAUUAUUUAUUACUAUUUUUAAUAAUCACUGUGUAAUAUUGAUAUCAAUUACAACCUUAAACCAAUCGCUGUUUGAUGGUAGAUGUGACGUAUGUACGUCAAUCAUUACAAUAAUGCCAAAAACCAAUAGAAAUAUAUUGAAUAUAUGUAUUAUUAUAUGUAUAUAUAUAUACGCAACUGCA